This is a messenger RNA of Postia placenta MAD-698-R-SB12, 654 nucleotides long. RefSeq lists its product as hypothetical. The record is from RefSeq and is a predicted model, not a curated record. The transcript is spliced from 4 exons. The coding region runs from base 67 to 582 and encodes 171 amino acids. Lineage: Eukaryota; Fungi; Basidiomycota; Agaricomycetes; Polyporales; Adustoporiaceae.
GCUUUGCGAACGCAUUUAUACAUCAUUUUCCCCCUGAGCCUCAUCUUGUCGAUCUGCGAGACGUCGAUGGAGGCCCAAGCCGAAGCCUCUUCUGAGAUCCCACUUCGGCAAUUCAUGGCCUAUGAUUUCGACCACGACAGUGUUUAUCAACAAGGUCUAUCUGGGAUCCUACAGAGCGAUGCACUAGAUGGAAAGUCAAGAGAGGAACGGGCGGACAUCGUGCUCCGCUCUCAGGUGUUCUACUUCAAUCGCUUGACCGGACAUUCUAUCACCGCAGAAGAUGUACUACAGACCCAGGCCAUGCCGGCGGCGAACGGCACGUCCGCAGCACUGCAUACAUUGGACCCUGUGGUGGGUUCUACGGCAUCAUCCACGAAUGCGAAUGCUACGGGAGAUGACCGCGAGAUGCGGAUAUUGAGCUUCGCGGAACUCAAGACUCUGAUCGAGCAAGGGAGAACGGACGAGAUUCCCAAUAACCGGACCAUCUCUAACGAGCUCAAUCAAUCAGCGCCGAGUGAAACGAGAGCAGCUGUGCGCAAGAAGCCUUGGGAAACUGCUCAGACAUCUGGUACAACUAUCUGACACUGAGGUAUUGAAUUUGUAAAUUGAGAGUGCGACGCUUGCGCUAUGGACCGUUUAUUACCUUUGGUGUAA